AUGUCGGUGCAGGUGGCAGCCCCCGCCGUGGAGCUGAAGGAGCUGAGCGGCCCCAUGGAUAAGGCGGCGGGGCCGCCGUGUGAGCCGGUGGCCGCUCACCCUCCCGGGCACAGCGUGGCCGCGGCCCCCUGCCCGCUGCCGGCCGCCGAGCGUGAGGCGGCCCCGGCCCCGGCCCCGGCCCCGGCCCCGGCGUCCUCCUCCUGCGGCGGCGAGCGGCCUCCGCUGAGCGGCUGCCCCGGGCUGUCCGCCGCCGCCGGGCUGCCGCCGGGCGCCGUCAAGGUGCCUCAGGCUUCGGCCAUGAAGCGGAGCGACCCGCACCACCCCCAGCACCGGCACCGCGACGGCGGCGACAGCGGCGGCGGCGCCGCGGCCGAGGCGCUCGUCAGCCCCGACGGCACCGUCACAGAGGCGCCGCGCACCGUCAAGAAGAUCCAGUUUGCUGACCAAAAGCAAGAAUUCAACAAGCGCCCGACGAAGAUCGGCCGCCGUUCACUUUCCCGCUCCAUCUCGCAGUCCUCGACAGAUAGCUACAGCUCAGCUGCCUCCUACACAGACAGCUCUGAUGAUGAGACCUCCCCCCGAGACAAGCAGCAGAAGAACUCCAAAGGCAGCAGCGAUUUCUGUGUGAAAAACAUAAAGCAGGCAGAAUUUGGGCGCCGAGAGAUUGAAAUUGCUGAACAAGAAAUGCCUGCGCUGAUGGCUUUGAGGAAGAGAGCUCAGGGAGAGAAGCCACUGGCCGGGGCCAAGAUCGUGGGCUGCACGCACAUUACAGCCCAGACAGCUGUCCUAAUGGAGACUCUUGGCGCGUUGGGUGCGCAGUGCCGAUGGGCUGCGUGCAACAUCUACUCUACUCUUAAUGAAGUGGCUGCUGCCCUUGCUGAGAGCGGUUUCCCCGUCUUCGCCUGGAAGGGAGAAUCCGAAGACGACUUCUGGUGGUGCAUCGAUCGCUGUGUCAAUGUUGAAGGAUGGCAGCCCAACAUGAUCUUGGAUGACGGAGGAGAUCUGACUCACUGGAUUUACAAGAAAUAUCCCAACAUGUUUAAGAAGAUCAAGGGGAUAGUAGAGGAGAGCGUGACUGGUGUCCACAGGUUGUACCAGUUGUCCAAAGCGGGGAAGCUCUGCGUCCCAGCCAUGAAUGUCAAUGACUCAGUCACAAAGCAGAAGUUUGACAACCUGUACUGCUGCAGAGAGUCCAUCCUAGACGGCCUUAAAAGGACAACAGACAUGAUGUUUGGAGGGAAGCAAGUAGUGGUUUGUGGCUACGGGGAGGUUGGAAAGGGCUGCUGUGCUGCCUUGAAGGCCAUGGGCUCCAUAGUGUAUGUGACGGAGAUCGAUCCGAUCUGUGCCCUCCAGGCGUGCAUGGAUGGAUUCCGGCUUGUGAAACUCAAUGAAGUCAUCAGACAAGUUGACAUCGUCAUCACCUGCACAGGCAACAAGAAUGUGGUGACCAGGGAACACCUGGAUCGGAUGAAGAACAGCUGCAUCGUCUGCAACAUGGGGCACUCCAACACCGAGAUCGAUGUGGCAAGCCUGCGUACACCCGAGCUGACCUGGGAGAGGGUGAGGUCCCAGGUGGACCAUGUCAUCUGGCCAGACGGGAAGAGAAUAGUCCUUCUGGCGGAGGGCCGCCUGCUGAACCUGAGCUGCUCCACCGUCCCCACCUUCGUCUUGUCCAUCACUGCCACCACGCAGGCUUUGGCUUUGAUAGAGCUCUACAACGCUCCCGAAGGCCGCUACAAGCAAGAUGUGUACUUGCUGCCUAAGAAAAUGGACGAGUACGUGGCAAGCCUUCACCUCCCCACGUUCGAUGCCCACCUGACAGAACUCACGGAUGAACAAGCAAAAUACCUGGGACUGAAUAAGAACGGACCUUUCAAACCAAACUACUACAGAUACUAAGUUCCUGCCGCCGUAUCCCGGAGAAUCGCGAGGAACAAGAACCCAAGUCUUUUCUCAACUACUGUACAGGAUGAAACAGCGCAAGCUUCCUAAGUUAGAGCCGGGCUUGCUCACAUAGUAGACAGUGUGUUUAGGUUAUUUAUUUAUUAAAUUAGAAUACUGUACAUGCGGCCUCUGCCACUGGUGUUCGUACUGCCGCGGGACUGGGAGACGGUGGAUUUCUUUCCGUUUGUUUCAUUUUUCUCCUUGGGUUGUUCUUUUUCGGGGCUGGGAGGAUGGGGGAGGUGAAGAAGAAGCUGGUGGAAUCGAAUCGCUGCGAUGUACUUGGAAUAGUUCGUUAUCACCGUUAAUCCGACGCGCACGACGGGAGAUCCGACUUCGAGGUCGCACGUUGCUUUUGGUGUCCUUCGCAUCCCAGCGCUUCUUCCAGCGGAGCAGGAUCCCGGCAGCCGUGAGAGCCGGCCAGAGGGCGGCCGGGUUUGCAUUUCUCAUGCCAUUUGACAACGCAGCUAAAAACCUCGUUUGCUCCAGGCGCUGCCGACCAGCCAGGUGCCGCCUUGGCAGCGAAGUGGUAAAUCUCGCCGGUGAUCGCUGGGGAAACCUCUCGUCAUUCUGCCGAACUGCCCGAGGGACGGUUCUGCCAGCGAGUCGGUGAACUUUGCCUUAGCACUGCUGAAAGCUGUAACGAAGGGUCCGGUCGUUAGCGUCAGCCAGGGAUAGCCCCUAGCGCGUGGUAGGAGCCGGAAGGUCAGAGCGGUGCCCGCUCGGAGGCAGACCCUAACGGACGUGGUGGCAGUGGGGUAGGACCCACCGCCGCUCCCUUCUUCGCAGCUCCGCAGUAUUUUCCCGCUGCUUACGUUACGAGUGCCAACCUCCUACGGUUCAACCAAAGUCAUAUUCCCGGUGGGGCCACAGGGCAGCCUGGUGCAUGCCUGCGCUGGUGGAAGAGCCUUGCAACCUCGCCGACAAAUGCUGCUCACGUCUCGGGGAGCUCUUCCAAACCCAAGCAGAGCUCGUCGGCCAUCCCGGCUGGGAGGACCCAUGUCCAUGUGAGGUCUUUCUCCAGCUGAAUUUCAGUCCUCGUUGGAAAUCUUUGAAGUUUUAUUUUCUAGUAGUAUUUGUAUGAUGAAAUCUGGAAAUCCCCUUUGAGUGUGAGAGACGUACGCCAGAGUAAUCCCCACCCUGAUUUUGUGCGCGGGGAAGAGUUUAGCAUCACUAAAACCCUUCAGUCACCUCAAAUCUUAAUGCAUCAGAGCCGAUGGAGAACAAAUUUGCCAUAGUUAACUUGUUUUAGCCCAGGAUGUCCCGCCUGAACACUGCGGACAGCACGGCACGCUCACCAAGGUGACUUUCCAAGUCUCCAUGUCUCAUCGGAGUCACUUCCAUGGUUCACAUGGAGAACGUGGUCUUUCUAAAAUAAAAUUGCCUGACCCCGUGAGUUCAAAAGCCUUUAUCCUGUGGUUGCUGCUUUGGCACCCGAGUCCCUCAUCAGCUACAGAUUCUUAUUUUGUCCUCGCGGACUUCUUUGCCGUCAUGAAAAAACUUUUGUGGCAGCUCGUUCACGCACAAGAAAGGAAAAAACGUGGAAUUACGAUCUCUGCCGCCAAGUAAUUCUCGCGGCUCUGGAUGCUGAGGUCUGAAGUCAGCUUGCCCACAAGCUGCUCGUCUUUGGAGCAAACGUUAUCGUGUGCUUGCUUAUUCCAAGUUUCUCUUUGGAAUUUCUCAAAGCCUAGAAGUAAGGCUUUGAGAAGACCUUGAGGAGACGUUAAGGCUUUGAGGAGACGUUAAGGCUUUGAGGAGACGUGUUAGUGCUUUGAGAAGACCUUGAGGAGACGUUAAGGCUUUGAGGAGACGUUAAGGCUUUGAGGAGACGUGUUAGUGCUUUGAGAAGACCUUGAGGAGACGUUUUAGCGCUUUGAGGAGACGUUUUAGCGCUUUGAGGAGACGUGUUAGUGCUUUGAGGAGACUUUGAGGAGACCUUAGGCCUUUGAGAAGACUUCAUCACAGACUGAUCACUAACCACAAACUCAAUCUCUACUCACUCAUUAAUUUUAUCCCGAUCCUGAGAUUUUUGGGAAGAGUCCCUUGAGCUAUUUGAAACGUCACGUUCGGGUCUUUCCCCGCGCUGGAUUACCUUGAUCUGCGUCAGCCAAUGAACCCCAGAGUUUCUCCUGUUCUCUGCAGAUGCGCAGCGUGAAAUCCUGCUCUCGGUCGAGGUGAAACGCGGUUGCGGGGUCACGUUGAGCAAAGCAGCUUUUGGAAAACGGGUGUCCCAACUGCAGCCGCUUCUGCCCCGGGAAAAUCCCUCUCCAUCCGCAUGACCCUUCGGUACAGCUCAUGCAGUCGCUUACCUCCCCCGUGUCCGUCGCUUGUGCAGCAUACGGUGGUGCUGUCCUCAUCCGUGAAUUCUUUCGUGCCGAUUUUUAAGCCCGUUUUAUCUUCCAGGUAGAUAGGAGAAAAAGAAAAACAAUUAAUAAUAUAAUCCCAACUGGCUUUUCCCACCUCGAUUUUUAAAGCUCUUCUCCAUGUCUUUCUGCUUCUUCUGUAAGCUUUUUUGCUUGCUUGGCAUUUUCCUAAUCAAUCUGGAAUCAUAUUCUGUGAUCAUCCCUAAAUUAAACGUGUAAUGGGUUGUUUUGGUUUUUUUUUUUUAAAUGUAACACAUUUUUAAAGAAUUAGGAAAAAGGAGAUUUAGGUAACACCAGCAAAAUUGUAUAAGGAAAUUAAUUCUGUUCUGAACUUUAGAAAUAAUGAGACAAAACCUGUCAUCAGCCUGCAGUGAGGAAACGAAAACUUUGCAAACGUAACAUUUUCAAAAGGAUGUUUUAAAUAUUAAUGUCUGAGUGAUUGUAUUAGAUCAGCAAUAAAGACUCUGUAAUCUCAAAACACAAAUAAAACAUUGGAA
Gavia stellata (red-throated loon) is the source of this 4801-nucleotide messenger RNA. It is a transcript of the gene AHCYL2, whose product is annotated as adenosylhomocysteinase like 2. Gene Ontology annotation, cellular component: cytosol. The record is from RefSeq and is a predicted model, not a curated record. Gene Ontology annotation, biological process: L-methionine cycle. Bases 1 to 1899 code for a protein of 632 amino acids. The transcript has 17 exons. NCBI's taxonomy places the organism in Eukaryota, Metazoa, Chordata, Aves, Gaviiformes, Gaviidae.